Molecule: messenger RNA, 2972 nt
Organism: Pelecanus crispus (Dalmatian pelican)
Lineage: Eukaryota; Metazoa; Chordata; Aves; Pelecaniformes; Pelecanidae
Source: RefSeq, a predicted model, not a curated record
UGCCGGCAGCCUUGCUCUACCCCUUUGGCACAGAGGAAGGGGACCAAGAGUGCAUCCAGAGGACGGUGGAUUUUAACUCCCCCCUGUUCAAGCCAGAGAUUGGGUUCCCCUUCGGGAAGUCGCUGCGGGAUGUUCUCUACUUUACAGAUAACGGACAGAUCAUUUUCCCACCCACGGACAACUACGUCCCCUCCAACCCCAACCCACCUCCCCGGGGCUUCAGCGGCCAGGAGAGUUUGCCGAUGGUGGCUGCCUUUUGGGAUGACGCAGAUUUCUCCCAGGGUGUCGGCACCACCUGGUACCAGGUCGGGGCCACCAAAGACGUUCUCCUGGGAGAGUCCAGCUCCCAGCUCGCCCAUUUAACCCUCUCUCUUGCCAACCAGCAGGAGUACUCCACCCUCAGCCCUACCCGAGACCCCAUCAUCCAUGACGUGGAAGCAAAGAUUGAGAAAUACCUGAAAACCCCCUACAUAGCAAAAUGGACCUUGAAGGUGACGUGGGAGAAGGCUCCAGCGUACCCAUCCCAGGGGUGCCUUGGGUUUCUCCAGACGAGCACCUACCAGGCGGUCCUCACCACCGAUGGGAACCGUUCCUUUGCCCUGCUGCUCUACCAGGACGGUGGGAUGCGGUGGGACUACGCCAAGCUGGCUGUGGGCAAUGUCCUGAUCGGCUUCUCCAGCGGCGAUGGCUAUGCCCAAAAUAACGAGCUGACUCAAAAGCUACCAGCUGUCAAGUAUCGACCCGACCAGUACACCGGCACCGACACUGAUGUGCGUGGGCUGUGGAUAUACAGGUUGGACAGUCAUUCCCGGGUGAACUACAGGCUGCGGUGCCUGGCAUGGCUGGAUGCUGAGCCAGCUCCAUCGGCCUGGAACAGCCAGCUGCCGCCAUGCCCCUGCUCCGGGCCCCAGGCAGAGCUGGACCUCCGCUACCGCUGGAGCAGAGACGGGGAGCUGGAGGCAUUCGACUGGUGCUGCCGGCGUGUGGGGAAGCCCCUGUUCUGCACCAGGUUUGCUGAGAAGAGACCGAGGGUCGGCUGCGAGGGAUACGUGCCGCCCACCCCUGCUGGUGCCUUCGGGGACCCCCACAUCACCACCCUGGAUGGACUCACUUACACCUUCAAUGGGCUCGGGGACUUUGUCCUGUUGCUGGCCAGUGAUGUCCGGACCAGCUUUGUGCUGCACGGGCGCACGGCCCGGACAGGCACAGCCCAGGCCACCAACUUCGUGGCCUUCGCUGCCCAGUACAUCUCUACCACCACCACGACAGUUGAGUGGACCUUGGGAAGCCAGGGUGACAUCCAAGUCCUCCUGAACAAUGAAACCAUCCAGUUUUCCUAUUCCCAAGACAUGGAUGCCAAGGUGUACUACAGCCCUGGUGUCCUGCUGGUCAACGCCUCCUCUGUCACAGCCGUCUUCAGCGGGGCCAUCGCUGUCUCCAUCUCAGCCACCUCCGGGAUCCUCAGUGUGGUCUGCAGCUUGCCCGAUUGGUACCGCAACAGCACCAAGGGCCUCCUGGGUGUGUGGGACCACGACCCUGCAGAUGACUUCCAGAUGCCAAACGGUACCAGCAUCCCUGUCAACAGCAGCGAGGAGGAGAUCUACAGCUACGGGAUGACCUGGGCUGUUGGAGAGCACAGCGUGUUUGCUCAGCCUCUGGACUCACUGGUCACAAACUUCACACCCAUCUUCUUAUCUUGGCUGCGGCAGGAGAAUGAAAGCCAGUACCAGCUGGCAGCCUCACAGUGCCACGGCAGCAAGGAGUGUAUCUACGAUUCGCUGAGCACAGGGGACGUGGCCCUGGGCCUGUCCACCCAGAGCCUUGCAGCCGACUUCCAGCAGAAGAAGACAGUACUCAGUGCCUUCCCUCCCAUCAUCACCGGUGACGCGUCACUCACAGCCUUCAGGACAGAAAGGGUCAGGAGGCAGUACCGUGCCGUGGGGGUGGGCGCACGCUUUAUCCCCCACCUCUCGCCAGAGCUCAACAUAUCAGAGAGCGGCACCCUGACGUGGGAGCCCCGCGGGACGGCCCCACCCACCAUCAACCUGGAGGCUGUCGGGUCCAACAACCUCUCCGCCCUCCUCCAGCUCCGCUUCACCCUUUGCAGCUGCAGCAGGAGCCAGGAGUGUGACUACAGUGACACCGUCACCCUCGGGGGGUCCUCCCUGCAGCCAGUGUCACCAUCCCCUUCCCAGCUGGCAGCCUGCAGGUGCGAGGGUGGCUACUCGGGUCCCUUCUGCCAGGACCCUCCAGACCCCUGCACCCAGGGAUGCUUCCCUGAUAUCGACGAGUGCGCGCAGGGGACGGCAUGCCCAGGGAAUGCCACCUGCACCAACACAGUGGGCAGCUACGCCUGCUUCUGCACAGCCGGCGAGGAGGAUCUCCCCCGGAGGAGUGUCCGGCUGCAGGUCAGGACACUGCGAAACACCACUGCCGGGGAAGUCAACAGCACCGUCUCAGCCAUCCUGGGCUCCCUGGAGGUGAAGACUUUCCAGAGCAACACCAACAUCACCCAGACGACAGACAGCGAUGGCUUCACCUUCGCGGUGGUGUCCGAGUUUGCCUACGACAGCAGCAGCACCGUCAUCAGGUUCCUGAACGAGGAGCUGCUGGGGGCCAUCAUCGUGACGGUGGCUGAGCUGAGGCACUAUUUCUCCUGCGGUCUGUACGGCUACAAAGGCUACCAGCUCCACUACGCAGGGACCAUCGGCUUCGUCUGCAUCUCCCCUUGCAAGAUGGGCUACUGCCAGCAUGGUGGCCAGUGCCAGCACCUGCCUGAGGGGCCCACAUGCAGCUGCCUCCCCUUCUCCAUCUUCUCCCCCGCCGGCACCCGGUGUGAGCGACUGGCCAUCAGCCUCGCCGCCUUCCUCGGCAUUUUGGUGGGAGCCCUGGCUCUGCUCUGCCUCCUGCUCACCACCGCCUGCCUGGCCUUGCGCCUCUGCCGCCGGCACCGCCACAAGCACCAGGGGUGA